GUUUCAUCAUUUUCAAGUAGGUCACCUGCUUCCUUUUAUCCUCCUAUAAAUCUUUCUUUUCCUCCUCAGUCUCUCUUUCGCCCUUUCUUCUUCCAUUUCAUCAUUUUCUCUCUCCUCGGAGAUUUUUCCAGGCGUUAAUUUUUGUCAUAUAAUAAUUCCAAAAAAAAAAAGAAAAAAAAAUGAAUCGAUGGGAGCUUCAACAGAACGCCAUGGUGGUGGGUUGUGAAGAAUUCCGGGGCCCAAGUGGAGUAUCGUUGUCGGAUCGUAAAGGUCCUGUUCUUGUUUGCCCGAAACCCAGGCGAAUCGAGUUUUUAGCAACGAAUCUUACCAUGUCUUUGAGAUGGCAGAGAAGCCAACAAAACGAUGUUUGUGAUUCAAAAGCUGGUGCUGAUCUUCUUGACAUGAUUCUUCGCAAGGAAAGUCAUGGCGACGGAAGAUCUUCAGCUAGAGAGAUUGCAUCAUCACCCCCAUUUUUUUGUGGAUCACCACCUAGUAGAGUUUCUAACCCAAUAGUUCAGGAUGCGCAGUUUGGGGAUGAAAAUUUAUCCCCUUUGUCAACUUUACAACUCGCGUCUCCUUCCACAUCCGCAUCAUCUUCACCAUCACCAUCGUCUAUGAAGUCUGGUGGUGUGAGGAUGAAGUUUGGUCUCAAAUCCCCCACUGUUAGAGUAGAAGGUUUUGAUUGCCUCAACAGGGAUCGCCAGAAUUCAGGCAUCACUGCUGUGGCGUAAAGAAAGGAAAAUUCAAUUGGUUAACUGUAUAUAUACAAAUGAUCGAAGUGAAGCUGCCAUUGCAUAAGCAACUGCAUCAAACUUCUUGUCAAGGAAUUCCGGAUUUUGACGAAAAAGAUAUGUUUUUGGUUUUGUAGAAAAAAUUGCUGGAGAGAAAAUUGUCUUGCCAUUGUAUAUAGGAUGAUGUUCUACUAGAAAGAACACCAAGGGAGACAACCCAGAGGUGUGGUCUCUUUUCUUUUUGUACUAUAUGAGAGGAAGAAGAUUGUAAGAGAAAUUUGUAUAGAGAGCCAUUGAGAGUGGUCUGACCUUGUAACUUAUGGUGUAAAUAUACGCUCAUUUGCUACUAUUAUAUCGACUCCAUUGUUCUUUAA
Molecule: messenger RNA, 1105 nt
Organism: Chenopodium quinoa (quinoa)
Lineage: Eukaryota; Viridiplantae; Streptophyta; Magnoliopsida; Caryophyllales; Amaranthaceae
Exons: 4
Coding region: 180-731 (183 amino acids)
Source: RefSeq, a predicted model, not a curated record